This is a messenger RNA of Prorocentrum cordatum, 4169 nucleotides long. The record is from the annotation of a GenBank genome assembly. Lineage: Eukaryota; Dinophyceae; Prorocentrales; Prorocentraceae.
UGCAGCCGUUUGGUCUCAAGACCCGCGGCAGGGAGCAGCCCGGCUGCCUCCCGCCACCGCUCCCGCGACCCGGACGGCGCCGCCCUGCGGGCGUCGGCGCCGCCCAGGCGCCUUGCUGUGCGCCCGGCGCUCCCCGCGCCCAGCCUGGGCUUCGGCUCCCAGCGCAUGGACAUCUCGUAUUGCCGGAGUUGAGGAAAGGUCCUACGCAGAGCCCGCAGCGCCUGUGCCUUCCUGCCCACCCCCGCCGAUGCCCAGCAGCCCCAAGACCACGCACGGCGUCAACAUCUAUGCGACUAGGGCGGCAUUGUCCGCAGGCAUCAGCACCGAGGCGGACAGCCACGGUCGUCAAGUCCCUGGCACACCUUCGUUUCCGAAAUGCGAUCCGACGCCGGGUUUCGGCCAGGAGUUGUCCAUGCGUCUAGAAAAGAUCGACAGCAAGCUCGAGUGGCUCACCUCUCGCGUCAAGAUCAACGGGGUUGCAGCCAUCCACCUCGACAGCUUUGCCGGUGGCCCCAGCCUUGGCUGCAGCGCUUUCGACGCACUGGCGCCAGGCACGGACACGGCCCAGACGACGAAGACUCUCCGCAAAGUGGCAGACGCAGACGAAGUAAUCAACAUAGAGCCUCCAUCAGCGGUCACAGCGCUGGCGCGGGCCUUCUCUAGGCGCGACAGUUGCGAGUCAGGGUUGAGCAACGGGAGCCUAACACCAGGUCAACAGCAGCUCGACAUCAACAGGGUGGAAAGUGUGACUUUCACUGGUUCGUUCAGCUCUCCCCGUCGUGGAGCAUCGAGGAGCCACAGGAGCCUGUCACCAGACCGACGGCAUCGUGGCAUCAGCAGGUCGACAACGCACAUGGGCGCGUCAGACUCCUCCGGCGUUGAAGCCCCGAGGAGGAGCGACCGCGGCAACUCGCCAUCUCGACGGAAGCUUGACAUCGGGUUGGCGCCACCCGAGCGACAGCUGUCGCCAGAGCAGCCGACACGACUGAGCGUCGCGAGCGCCAUGAGCGCGCUGAACUCCCCCCGUCUCGACGUCGACGCGGCAGUCACGAGAGGCAUAUCGCACGCGAGCCACAGGAGCUCAGCGGUGUCCCGGCGCCGAGGGUCGAUGAUGAGCGCGGUGGACGGUGGCCCGCUCAUUCCCAACAUGAGCCCAAAGAGUCCGAAGCCGGUCCGGCCCUGGGCGUCCCCGGAUGUGCCUGGCCCUGGUCGGCUGCCGGCUUCCCGGCGUGCGCCCGAGCUGAGCGUCGUCAAGGAGAAGUCGAGGAAGUCCUUCCUGGUCAGGAGGAUGCUCGAGAAGUCCCAGAGCAAGGAUAUCGAGAAGGUGAACGUGCGUUUCCAGUCGCUUCCGCGAGCGCUGAGGGACAGCCGCAGCUCCACCGUGGACUACGUCCACACGGUCUUAGAUGACCCCACGUCAGGCAGAGUGGCGUGGUGGACUGCCAAGUGCUUGGAAGCUGUUGUGCUCAUCAGUGUGCUGGCCACCUUCCUGCAGACUGUUGAAGAUCCGCCCCUGCACGGGUGGUCAGCUGCCAUCGUCGAGACGACUUUCGACAUCGUAUUUCUGGUGGAGGUCGUUACUCGCUGGGUCUGUGCCCCGGUCUGGGUGAAUUUUUUCUUUAUCCCCAACUCGUGGAUCGAUCUUUUAGCCGCGAGUGCGAUCGUGGUGCGGGCAGCUGUUGGCUUCGUGCUCCCAGAAAGCCAGGACGAUGCAAUUUCAGUCAUGCUGCUGUGCUUCGUGCCCAUCAUUCGGCUGUUAAAGAUUUUACGAAACUUUGAGACCUUCAACGUGCUCAUCCAGGCUCUCAAGAUCACGAUGGAGGCCCUUCCGAUGCUACUGUACUCUGUGGCCCUGAUAACCAUGACGUUCGCCACCCUCAUCUACCUCGUUGAACCAGAGAUAUUCGAAUCGCCGUUUCGAGCUGUCUGGUUCUGUCUUGUGACCGUGACCACAGUCGGUUAUGGGGAUUAUUCCCCCGUUACAACGGCGGGAACCACAAUCGUCAUGGUCUUGAUUGUUAUGGGGGUCAUAGUGAUGGCCGCUCCUAUCGGAAUCAUCGGAAGCACGUUCAACCAAGUGUGGAACGCGAGGGACUACUCCUUGUUACUCUCGAAGACUCGGAAGAAGGUGCACCAGUGGGGCUACACAGCCGAUGACAUUCACGCUUUGUUCAAGGCGGCAGGGCAUUCUGACGAUACUGGAGUGCUCGAGCUCGACGAUUUCUGCGAGCUCGUGAAGGAGAUGAAGAUAGGGCUUUCCGAGGAUCGGGUCAUUGCUCUAUUUCAUCAUAUGGACAAACAAGGCAGUGGCGCCCUGGACGCGGCUGAGUUUGCGCGUGCCAUCUUUCCAGGCGCGCGCUUCGACUACAUGUGCGAAGAGGAGCGACCAAGGCCGUUCUUUCAGCGGCAGAAUAGUCCCGAGAUCAUGCAGCGGCAGUCCAGCAGAAACGAGAGCUUACAGCAGCAGAGCAGUUGCAGAAGCAUUCGGCGACAGAGCAGCGGCAAGAGCUUGCUGCGGCUGAACGGAGGCCCCUUCAGUAGGAGCAACACUUCAGUUAUCAGUGGCAACACUUUUCUAGGCUGACCGCUGGCCUGCCCUUUGGCGUAGCUGCAUGGCUGUCUUUUUAGCCGCUGGGGGCUGCCCUGAGCUCUUCUUCCCUGCUUCUUGCUUUUCUGCCCCCACCGCCCCCUGUCGUGCUAUCACUUGCUACAGACAUGUGCUUUUUUCUUGUUGAUACUAUGCGGUUAUUUGAAACUGCAGUGCUCCCGGACAGAAGACUUGUCACAUGUGGAAAUCCGCAUCUCCUGGCAUGUUUCGGAUAUGUCCGCAUCGCUUCGCAGUCGUGCUUCUGCUUGAAUUUGGCACGUUUAGGCGAUGCUCGCGCGCCACUUGCCUCACAUCACGUGCUAACAGCCUUCUCCUACUCAUCUCCCCCCUCGCUCGCCGCCGAGUAACCAGCACGAUCUCGGUGGGGGUGCGGCUGGCAUCCGAUUGUGGUUCUGGCCCGUCGGAGCAGUGAGGCGGACCCCUGCUGUGCUGGUCGUGUUGGCGCCCCCCUGCGCGGUGCCGCGUAAAGGGCACGUUCACGAAUAGUCUCCUCAUUUUCUUGCAUGCGCAGUUUGGGUUGAAGGACGCGUGCAGCCAGCGCGGCCGGCGCAUCCAAUCAGAGAUUUGGGCGGCGUCUGAGCAGCGCCGGUGUUUUCGUAGCCGAUCUUUCAAUCAUUGUUUGGCCGAUGGGCGCGGGCCCCCGCUCCUCUUCCCCUCUCCCACAUCGACCAGAUCAUUUGGCUGCUUUUGGCGGCUGCGUUUGUCGACCGGUGAGGGCCCCCCCUCCCCCCAGACUGCUUGCGCGACUGGUAGAAGCAGAUCGAUUGAGCACUGGCCCAGAGCCAGCCUUCACCCCCCCACCCUUCGGACACAAGUCGAGACCCAUGACCCAGAACAAGAAGCGCCUACCUGAGCAGCGCUGGUGCCCUUUGCCAGCGCAUUGCCGUCGUCACAUCUCGCCCGCGACGAGAAAAUCUCCGCAGGGCCCAGCCGCUCGUUGCGUUUCUGUGGCGCCUCGGUGGCCCGCGCGCGUGCAGCCCAGUUCCCUGCUGCUCAGGAGGGGAAAAAUGACACAGACACAAAUAACCGGAUGGGCGGCGGAGCUCGCUGGCAGGGCACGCAUGACCGCCCGAGGAGCUCUUGUCGGAGCGCUGUCUAGGCGAGAGGCCAGGGUUUCGCUGCGGGAGCUGAUUUCCGAUGGCAGUCGGAUUCUCGCCGAAUCCUAGUUCUCGGCCCAUACGGGGUUCCAACAGCACUGUCAUCCCAGCAGAAGGGCUGGUUUUCCAGGUGCAGCUUGUGUCUGUCCCGCUAGAGGCGGCUGUGCUCGUCGUCGACGCGCUUGGCGCGCACGAGGCGCCACCGCUCCAAGAUGCGGGCUCGGACUGCUAAGUCGUUGCGCCGACUCGGUGCUCGGUGAGUCGGAUAAUCACGUAGUCACUUCUCGCUGUCGUAAGGCGCCGCCUACGGAGCUCGUGUGAAGGAUGGCCGUAUCGAGCAAUGCAAGCGGUCUUUCGGCCGAAAUGGCUGCUGCCACACGCAGGCACGCAUACAGUAGACACACAGCCGCAGAGGUAGUUGAGCGCACAGACGCACGGGCACAGAGACACAGCGACACACGGCC